UAUAUACACAUCGUUCUCUAAUGGCAUAUUCUGUCUCUUAAUCAUCGCCAUGUCCUCCACUCUCAUCCUUCUCUUCUCUCUCUUCCUCUUAGCCUUUCCCUCCACCUCCUCCCGUCCCCACCAUCACCACCACAACUCUCCUCCGCUCAAUCCCUCCUCGUCUACUGCCUCUCAGAUCCGUCUCGCCUGCAACGCAACUCGUUACCCCGACCAAUGCCUCUCUUCACUAUCCCAACCAGGUCUUGUCCCUCCGGAUCCCACCCCACCUCAGAUCAUCCACUCAGCGAUCUCCGUCUCUUUCAAAAACCUCGAAACAGCUCAGUCCAAACUCAAGUCUAUCCUGGACGCGUCCGUAGGUAACCUAAACCGCACCAACGCCGCGAACACGUGCCUCGAGCUGCUCUCUUACUCCAAACGCCGCACCCUAUCGGCGGAUCACGCUCUGACACGUGGCCGAAUCAAAGACGCUCGCGCUUGGAUGAGCGCUGCUCUCGUUUACCAAUACGACACAUGGUCAGCGCUCAAGUACGUCAACGACACAACCCAAGUCGGAGAAACGAUGUCGUUUCUCGACGGAGGGCUCCUCCACGUCACCAGUAACGCGCUCGGCAUGAUGGUAUCGUACGAUAACUUCGGAGACAAGUUAGCGUCGUGGACUCCUCCAAGAACGGAGAGGGACGGGUUCUGGGAGAAGACUGGGCCGGGUAUGGGCUCGGAUCCGGGUACUUUGGGUUUCCCUUCCGGUUUAAAAGAAGACGUCACGGUCUGCAAAACCGGGAAAUGCCGUUACAAGACGGUUCAAGAGGCCGUUAACGCGGCGCCUGAUAACAACGGAGUGCGCAAGUUUGUUAUAAAGAUUAGCGAAGGAGUGUAUGAAGAGACCGUUAGGGUUCCGUUUGAGAAGAAGAACGUGGUCUUCAUCGGAGACGGCGUGGGCAAAACGGUCAUUACAGGAUCUUUGAACGCCAGGAUGCCCGGGAUGAGCACGUUCAAAUCUGCAACUGUCGGAGUCAUGGGAGAUGGUUUCAUGGCUCGUGAUAUAACGUUCCAAAACGCGGCGGGACCAGAGGGUCACCAAGCGGUUGCGUUUAGAUCCGACAGCGACUUCUCUCUGCUUGAGAACUGUGAGUUCCUUGGGAACCAAGACACACUCUAUGCACAUGGUCUCCGUCAGUUUUACAAAAAAUGCCGUAUCCAAGGGAACAUUGACUUUAUCUUUGGAAACUCAGCUUCAGUUUUCCAAGACUGUGAGAUCCUUAUCGCGCCGCGUCAAGUGAACCCCGAAAAGGGCGAGAAAAACGCUGUCACUGCACAUGGAAGAAUUGACCCGACGCAGUCAACGGGAUUCGUGUUCGUGAACUGUUUGAUAAACGGGACGGAGGAGUACAUGAAACUGUAUAAAGCUAACCCUAAGGUGCAUAUAAACUUCUUGGGGAGACCGUGGAAAGAGUUCUCGAGGACUGUCUUUAUAGGCAGCAAUAUGGAGGCUUUGAUAUCUCCUGAUGGUUGGUCACCGUGGGGCGGGGAUUUUGCUCUUCAGACGCUGUAUUAUGGAGAGUCUAAGAACACGGGUUUGGGAUCAGAUAGGUCACGGAGGGUUUCGUGGAGCAGCGAGAUACCAGAAGAGCAUGUUCAUGCGUACUCGGUGGCUAACUUUAUUCAAGCUGAUGAGUGGGCUUUGAUGUCUGGUUGAAUCGAGUCAGGAAUAAAGGAAAGGCUUUAAAAGAAGUUUAACCAUUGUACUUUAGUUGAGAACAUUUAUAACACGACCCAAAAAUAUAAAACUUUGUAUUCAUGUUAGUUUAUAUUAAUUGAAAGUUUAGAACA
Molecule: messenger RNA, 1827 nt
Organism: Brassica napus (rape)
Lineage: Eukaryota; Viridiplantae; Streptophyta; Magnoliopsida; Brassicales; Brassicaceae
Product: probable pectinesterase/pectinesterase inhibitor 51
Exons: 2
Coding region: 50-1693 (547 amino acids)
Biological process (GO): cell wall modification
Molecular function (GO): pectinesterase activity; pectinesterase inhibitor activity
Source: RefSeq, a predicted model, not a curated record